AUGACAGUGCCUGCUAAAUUAGUUGAAGCAUACCUUGAUUUAAGGAGGUUAGCGGAAGAACAAGUUAAGGGUUUUACUGAACCUACAUCAGAGAAGCUCCUUCCAGAUUUGCACCCUAUGGAGCAGCAUGUUUUUACUCUUGUUCUUGAUCUAAAUGAAACAUUGAUAUAUUCUGAUUGGAAGCGUGACAGAGGGUGGAGAACGUUCAAAAGACCCGGUGUAGAUGCUUUCCUCGAGCAUUUAGCUCAAUUUUACGAAAUUGUAGUAUACUCUGACCAACUAAAUAUGUAUGUUGAUCCUGUUGUCGAAAGAUUGGAUCCAAAGCAUUGUAUCCGCUAUAGGCUCUCUAGGGGGGCAACAAGAUAUAUAGAUGGCAAGCAUUACAGGGACCUGUCAAUGCUGAACAGAGAUCCCGCAAAGGUGCUAUACAUUAGUGGCCAUGCUCUAGAAAGUAGUCUUCAGUCCGAGAAUGGUGUUCCAAUAAAAGCAUGGCAAGGGGAAGCAGAUGACACUGCACUUCUUGAUCUUAUUCCAUUCCUGGAAUAUGUUGCCAAACACCGGCCAUCUGAUAUUCGAACUGUUCUAGCUUCUUAUCAAGGCCGUGAUAUAGCAAAAGAGUUCAUUGAACGGUCAAAAGAGCAUCAGAGGAGAAUGCUGGAGCAAAAGCAACAAGGCCGUCUCUGGAGACGUUAG
This is a messenger RNA of Striga hermonthica, 693 nucleotides long. Lineage: Eukaryota; Viridiplantae; Streptophyta; Magnoliopsida; Lamiales; Orobanchaceae. The record is from the annotation of a GenBank genome assembly.